GGGUUAUCAGUGGGUGAUGGUAAGUGUGUGGUGUUGAUCGCUAUGGUAGGUGGUCAGUCAGUCCUCAAGAUGACUUCAAUCAAGGAACACCUUGAAUUUAAGGAGCGGCGGGGUGAUAGCUUCGUCAAUGUGUCGCUGGGCGACCCACAGCCCUCCAGGCCUGGCCGGGUUAAGUCAGCAGGACGCUGGAAGGUCGUGGUUGGUGUGUGUGUGGUGGCUGUGGUCGCCUCUGCUGCCACACUGGCUAUCUUCACCACAGGUGGUGCUCCAGGCGGUGUUCCAGGUGGUGUUCCAGCACAGGAAGAUGAAGGUCCACUCACAUAUCUUGGCAGGAGUCAGCUUGGAGCACCUGCAGCAGGAGAAGUUAUUAAUCCCCUUCGUCAGUUGAAUCAACAGACACAGCAAGACAAUGGAGAAACCACCCACACACUCAAGGCUAAAGAACACCAAUUUGAGGAAGUAUGGGAGCCACUGGAGAAGACAGAGGCUCUAUACAUAGGCAGCCAUAGAUCACAUGGUUUCAGCCUUCAGGACACCAGCCUACAGCACUCACCCAACCCUAACUUCCAGGAGGAGACAGUGCUCCUGGAGAAGGUUGAAGAGCAUGACCGUCCUAAGAGGAUCCACGUGAAGGAUAAACAUCAGGGGUUUGUGGAAGAGACAGUAGAAGUUGAAGUGCCAAAUGAACAUGAUGGCUCCAAACACCCUAAACUUGUAGUAAAACCUCCAGUGCCAAAUAAGAAAAUUCUAGACACGUCAUCAUCAGAGAAGAAGGUGAAGGAUAAGAUGGAGUCAACCCGGCUGCCAACUACUCGGCUUGCUAGUGGUCAACGAGUUUGUGAAACCCCGGAGUGUUCUACAGCUGCGACAAGAAUCUUGGAGAGUCUAGACCUGUCAGUAAACCCUUGUGAUAAUUUCUACGAGUUUGCAUGUGGCGGCUGGAUCAAUAAACAUCCCAUUCCUGAAUCUGGCGAAACGGGCACCUUCGAUGAAGCUGGAGAUAAGUUAGACAAGCGCCUCCACCUAAUCUUGGAGACACCAGCUGUGCCAAGUGACCCAGAGCCCAUCCAUAUGAUCCACACCUUCUACGACUCCUGUCUGGACACUGACACAUUGGACAGCUUGGGCCUGGCACCUCUUGACCCACUGUUGGCAGGACAGGGAGGCUGGCCCAUGGUAGAGGACAGCUGGGACCCAUCAACAUUCACACUCUCCACUGCCCUCAAUAACCUCAGGGAUUUAAGCGUCUUCCCUCUUGUUGCCGUUGGUGUCGAUCUUGAUGUGGAGGAUGUCCAAACCAAGAUAAUUUAUAUUGACGCAGGUACUGUGCCACUGGGAGUUAGUAUCAUGGAUGACCCAAUCGAGGCAGUGGUGGGACCUUACAGCACCCUUAUGACAGAUGCUGCCAAGCUCUACCGGGAUUACAAGAGCUCCUCUGUCACUGAUGAGGAUAUCCAGAAACAAGUCCAGGAUGUUAUUGACUUUGAAAUUGCAUUCUCUAAGAUAGUAAUCAAGGCUGUAAAUGAGACAACGGACCAUAAUUGGAGAACAAAUCUCACUGGGGUGCAGACAGAUACUGAUGCUGGUACUCCAGGUCAGUUUGAGUGGUUGGCCUUCCUCAAGGAGAUGUUUACUGACACAGGAAUCACCAUCACCUCUGAGGAACCUGUCAUCUCCUUCAAGGGACCUUUUUUCACUGACUUAAGUAACCUUCUCGCAGCUACUGACACCAAGACUCUUGCUAAUGCUGUUGGCUGGUGGUGGCUGUACGAACUUCAAUUGGAGACUACUUAUGCCAUGAGGAACAUCUCUCUGCAAUUCUCCCAUGCCCUCUCUGGGCAGCAGGAGUUGCCACCACGCUGGCAGCACUGUAUGGACCAGGUCAACUACAACCUGGGAUUUGCACUCUCUAGGGAGUAUGUUGAUCAGUUCAUGGCCGACACAGUCAAGCCAGAGGCCACAGAGCUGGUGGAGGACAUAAGGUCAGCAUACGCAUCUCUCCUGGAUGAGAACACCUGGAUGCUGCCUGAGGAUUUGGUGGUGGCAAAGGAGAAGCUAGAAGCCAUUGACCCCUUUGUCUCCUACCCUGACUGGAUCAUGGAUGAUGCUCAGCUCACGCUAGCCUAUGAGGAUCUGGAGAUUGUCAACGAAAAGCAUGUUGAGAAUCUGAUAAACAUUGGAGCAUGGUAUGACUUACAUUCCCUGGCAUCACUACGGGAGGAGCCAGAACACUCGUAAGUUCCUCUUUCCCCAACGGUGGUUAAUGCAUUCUAUAACCCGCAGGAAAAUACUAUCACUAUCCUAGCUGGAAUCCUGCAGUCUCCGUUCUACUCUCAUAAUUCUCUCUCUGCACUCAACUAUGGAGGCAUCGGAAUGGUUAUUGGACAUGAAAUGACACAUGGUUUUGAUAACACAGGUCGACAAUUUGACAAAUAUGGAAACUUAAGACAGUGGUGGAGCAAUACUACCAUCCAAGCUUACAAUACACGUGCACAGUGCUUUAUUGAUCAGUAUGAUGCCUAUGUACCUCCUGAGCUGUCCACAGUUGGAUUAAAUAUAUCAAUUAAUGGACAUCAGACGGAAGGCGAGAACAUAGCGGACAAUGGCGGGAUACGUGAAGCAUUCAGAGCCUACCAGUUGUAUGUGGAGCGCUAUGGGGAGGAGCCUCGUCUUCCAGGCCUUGAUGAAUUUGACCCAAACCAUCUUUUUUAUCUUGGCUUUGCUAAUGUGUGGUGUGAGCAUAAGACAGCUGAGGUGGUACUGAUGCAGCUAUAUGGUGAUGCACAUUCCCCAGGCAGGUUCCGUGUCCUUGGUCCCCUCUCUAAUGAUGAACAAUUCAGCCAGGUGUGGGGAUGCCCAGCAGGCUCUGCCAUGAACCGUGGGGACAACCGCUGUCUCCUCUGGUAG
Cherax quadricarinatus is the source of this 2907-nucleotide messenger RNA. Lineage: Eukaryota; Metazoa; Arthropoda; Malacostraca; Decapoda; Parastacidae. The record is from RefSeq and is a predicted model, not a curated record.